UGUGAUGGAUUGCGCUUCUAUUCAAAACCGUCAUUCUUUUUCUAAAUUUUCAUUAACACAUUAAAAUAUGGAAAUCACGUGCAAAUCUGUGUCUUCGACACAAAGGGUUGAUAGUUGUUUUCAUUGUUUAUUAUCAAUUUUAUUUUUUCUUGUUUAUCAUGAGGUAAACUGCCCUGGGACUUUUGGUGAGAAGCAGGUCAUAUAUACGCUAAACAAGAUAAAUAAAGAUAAGUGGCCACCCUAACUUUAGCACCGCUCCCCUUACACCUGAGAAAACUCCCUCCCCUCCCAAUUGUACAAUUGUACUGAAUUUCUGAAGGCACUCCGAGAGCCUUUUUGCCUAAAUGGUGGGAUUUAAAUGCCUUAAAGAAACAAACAAAUGGGGAACAAGGGGGAAAAAAUGAGGUAAACCUCCUGGGAAUUCCUGCCAAAUGCACAUUCUCAGCUUGUCAUUACUGACGUUCAACAAAUGAAAAAGAAAGGAAAUGAAUGAAUGUGAGAAUCGGCAUGGUCAGCAAGGGGUUACUUGAUCCCAGACCAGAACCAGCUCCCUUUCCCAUAUAGCUUGCACCCUUUGACUUGUAUCUCUGUGUUGUUGUUUUUUUUAAUAAGGCUUUCUAAAAAGAAACAAGAGCUGAAAAAUUCAGAGAGAAGGCCUAGUUCAUUUCAGGAGCCAGGGGUGGUGUUGGCGGGGAACCAAACAAACUACAAUUCCCAGAAUGCUUUGGGAGAAGCCACGGCAGUUGAAACUGUUUUGUGUAACCAAGGAAGCAGACAAAUCCUUAACAGCAGAGAGCCAGGGAGAGAGGAAAAUGAACCAGACACAAAGUAUGCUGAUAGACGGCCUCACUCGGACCAAGCAUGUUGCCAGCGCCGCUCUCAUCAGAAUAGUGGACGGCAACAUCCUGGCAACGACUCCGGGCUUCAACAUCCAGAGCCAAGCCCUGGUCUUCCUCCAAGCUUUUUUUAAGGAGCUGCUCCAAGUCAGAAGAGACGGGCUUUACUUCAAAGACCGGUACUACAAGUGUGUCCGAGCCGACGACCACUCCAUCUACCUCAAAGGGAAAGACAACGGGGUGAUAUUGGCCAAAACGGGGACCUUCAUCGUGGUCGGCACUUACGCCCAAGGAAUGUACCCCAGCGUGUGUGUGGAAGCCGUGGAGAAGCUGGCGGACUACUUCAGAGCAAAGGGAAACUGAAAAGGCUGUGGAGAUGGAGCCAUUUUACUCGGAGACCCAGCGCAGCCCAGCCCAGCAAGAGAACGGAUCGCCAUCGGCAAGAGAGAGCAGCUGAUGCAAGGACCACGAAUCCUUUUCACAUGCAUCCUACUUGUGGGGUUGGAGGGGAGAAAAAUUAAAUGCACACGAAGUAAAACCUUGGUGCUUGAUUGAUAUAUGUGUAUCGUUUCAGGUUCUCCCUGGCCUGAAGCCUUGAUUGGUUGAGGCUGGCUGCAAUUCCUGGCUGGGGAUGUUGUGGCCCUCUCUGCCUGGCCCUCAGGACUUUCCACGCUCCAGGCCAUGCCUUCCCUCCAGGACACAACCACCAGUAGCCCUGCUCCUGACCCUAUCUCAAGUGUCUGACAUUCAGAAGACAUCUGGGAAGU
Podarcis muralis (Common wall lizard) is the source of this 1603-nucleotide messenger RNA. It is a transcript of the gene PFN4, whose product is annotated as profilin family member 4. Gene Ontology annotation, cellular component: cell cortex. Gene Ontology annotation, molecular function: actin monomer binding. Lineage: Eukaryota; Metazoa; Chordata; Lepidosauria; Squamata; Lacertidae. The record is from RefSeq and is a predicted model, not a curated record.